Molecule: messenger RNA, 6072 nt
Organism: Peronospora belbahrii
Lineage: Eukaryota; Oomycota; Peronosporomycetes; Peronosporales; Peronosporaceae
Source: the annotation of a GenBank genome assembly
AUGGGCAAUGCUGCACCUCGUGCACAGCCACAGAGUGUACUCGAUAGUGCGUCUCAAUAUCGAACCUUUCUUAUGGACUAUACACCCCGUUCAAUGGAUAUGAUGUUUGGUAGUUUGAUUGGUGAUGGUAAAUUUCUCAAGAGUAUUUCAUGUAAAUGUGAUGAAGGACAUUUAGUCGUGAAAAUCUAUCGUAAAUAUGAGGAAAGAGAAUCCUUAACAAGUGCUGAAGUCGCCCUCCGUCGUCUUGCAUUGGCAUUUUCACUAGAACAGCAACCAAAUGUGAUGCCAUAUGCUGAUUUUCAAUUAUCCAAUAAAUAUCAUGUGGCUUUUAUGGUACGACAAUAUUUUGCAUCGAAUUUAUACGAUCGAAUCUGUUCGCGGCCAUUUUUAACCAUGGUGGAGAAAAAAUGGAUUGCUUUUCAAAUAUUACGAGCACUUGAACAAAGUCAUGCCAAAGGAAUUUGUCAUGGCGAUAUUAAACAAGAAAAUGUCAUGGUAACAAGUUGGAAUUGGGUCUUUUUGACGGAUUUUGCACCAUUUAAACCAACGUAUAUUCCAGAAGAUGAUCCUGCAGAUUAUAAUUACUACUUUUGUGCCAUUGAUGCUACACGAAGAGGGUGUAGUGUAGCACCGGAGAGAUUCUACGGCAAAGGAUCAGUCGCUAAUAGUACAACAGCUACAGGAUCAACAUGUGGGAAUCUAGGGCAAAAUUCAAUCAAGGCACCUGAUGCAGCAAUGAUGCUGUUUAAAAUGGCGGAUAGUGAAGUUACAGUGGAAGAAGUGGACAAGCAGAUCUUGGCCAUGGGCAUGGGUAGUGGAACCAUGUCAGGCAACUCGAUGCAGACUCCUGCUUCUGCAACAUCUAACAGUAACGCCCCAUCGUCGUACUCGCGAUCGCGUCGUGAAGGCAGUUUACUCGAGUCGAUGGAUAUUUUCUCGGCUGGAUGUGUUAUUGCAGAACUUUUCUUGGGUGGAAAACCUCUUUUUGACCUGCCAUCACUGCUGAAAUACCGCACAGGAGAUUCAGAAAGCUUGCGUCAGCAGCUGAAGAAAGUUGGCGACCCACGUCUUGAAGAGCUGCUACUGCAUAUGUUGCAGUUGGACCCGAAUGCUCGGCUAUCGGCAAGUGGCUACUUGGCCAAGUACACGAGCUCGAAUGGACUGUUUCCGCUGUAUUUUGAUGUUUUCUUGUUCCGAUUCCUAGUGUUGGUUCUUAGUCGUGGUGGAAAAGUGCCUGAUGCACGUAUUCGACUGGUGUGCAAGUAUUACGGACGAUUAGUGCGUGAAGUAGCGGGUGUUGAAGACCAGGAGGGUGAAGAGUUUUUCAAGUUGCGACUUAAAGAAGGUUACGGCUCAGAUCGGUUAGCAACUGCAACAGGUGGUGAUCAACAAACGCAUGUAGCGCAGCGUGUACUUGAGGAGCUGUAUCAGAAAGUUCCGUCAAUGCACGAUAAGCAAAAAGCGGAGCGGGGCAACGCUGUUCUUACCAAGUUGCAAAAGAUGAAGGAAAAAGAGAACGACAUGCGCGGUCUCAGCGCGAGCUUGCAAAAGAAGAAAAUAGAAAAGCUUCAUGACCAAUUUCAGGCGCUUACACAGAAGAAAGAGACAUCGUUAUUGCUCGAUUGUUCGCGCGAGCCGUCGACCUGUCGUUUGGAUGAGGAAACUUGCUUGGCGGAUGCUGAAGGCAAAGAAGAAGUUGAUGUGGAUAUUAACGGCUCUACUGUAUUGAAAUUAAACACAACGACGCCACCUCCACACUCAAGCAGCACGCGACGCACAAAACCGCCAGCACACACAAGUAGUGAGCCGUGGCCGCAUGAUCGUAACGGCAUCGUCAUUAUUUUAUCAUUGAUUUGUUCAAGUCUGCGGCAUGUUCAAGUUUCGGAGUCGAAGCUGACUGCGCUAUAUUUGAUCCGCUCACUGGGUCAGUUUACGAGUGACGAAGCUCGUUUGCAGCGUCUGAUUCCAUACCUGCUCGAGGUUAUUGACGACCCAAGUGCCACCGUGCGCGCUUUAGCUCUUCGCACGAUUACUUACUUGCUAUCACUGGUGGAAUCUUUUCCACUUGCCGAUGCCUCUGUGUUUCCACAGUAUGUGCUACCGGCUAUGGUCCCUUUUCAGUCUGACCCUGACGAAUUGGUGCGUAUUACAUUUGCCGAGUGUUUGCCACAGCUGGCGGAAACAAGCCGUCGAUUUCUGGAGAUCGCGCAUGCUAUGAAGCAGAAGAUGCUGACGUCGUCGGCAUCUACUGUAUCCGUGUCCGCGAUGUCUGCCCGGGGCAAUGACUCAUCUACUUUAAACACGUUGUAUAUGGCGUCCAGUAGUUUUGAUAAGGAGUUGAGUGUUUUGCACAAGAUGAUUUCACGCUUUGUGAUCCAGCUCACAACCCCUGACCAAAAGGCUUCAUCAUCUCUUGUCAAGCGCGCAUUGCUUGUCGACAUUACAAGGCUGUGCGUUUUUUUUGGCCAAGAGCGUACCUUGGACGUAGUAUUGCCACAGCUUAUCACGUUUUUGAAUGAUCCAGAUUGGGAGUUACGCGGAGCAUUUUUCGACUUUAUUGUUGGCGUGUGCUCAUUUGUGGGCCCCGAAGCGGUCGAACAGAACAUUUUACCCUGCAUUGAACAGGCGCUGUUUGAUGUGCAGGAGAUUGUGAUUACUAAGGCGGUGGAGUGCCUAACUGGGUUGUGUCAGCUAGGACUCUUUCAAAAGAAAAUUAGCACUCUUGUGGAAAAGGCUCGAAUGACAUGCUCCUUAUUGCUGCAUCCUAGUUGGUGGAUUCGUGAUGCCGUGCUGAAGCUGAUGGGUGAGAUUGCAUUAAAACUGCGCAGUGUAGACGCUAACGUGUUUUUAAGUCCACUUCUUCGGCCGUUCUUGCGCAAGACAAUGGUGUUUUUGCCUGAUGAAGAGGUUCCUGCUGUUAGAAAGCGACUCAAUGACUGUUGCCGGCUUCAUGUGUCUCGCGAGACCUUUGACCGCGCACUAUUAGUGUCGUCAUCCUCUUCGGGGCUGAAUGAAGUCAUAAGUGAAAUGCAAAGAUUUGUUUCACAAGCAAUUGAAGACAGUGAUGACGACAUGGCCCCACCGACGCCUCUCUCAGCUAUGACGACCACCUCGCGCGAGUCAUUGGAAGAUCCAAUCAGUGAUGUAUUAAAGUCUCGAAAAAACAGGGAUGUUGUGCUGAGCACGGACUCCGUGGAUGCGUAUAGUAUGUCUCGCCAGCAGUUGUCUGGUGCAGCGGUCGCAUCUUCCGCAGCGGUAACUGCAGCGACAAUUUCGAACAGUGUUGAGGACAGCACGUCUUCAAUCUACGAUCAACGCAAAAAUGAGAUUCAGUCACUGAAGCUUAUGCAGCAGUACGUAUCGAUUGCCUCGAUGCAGAUGCGAAGUAAGUUGGAAAUGGCCAAGACUGAGCAAGCCGCGCGUAUGCAAAGACUUUCGAAAAGCGACCGAGCUGGUUCACCUCACGGUUCAGUGAAAAGCGCGUCUGUGGCUAUCGGCGGCAGCGCUGCUGGUACAAGUAGCAACCCAUUCGCGCGAAAGCUCUCGCGCUCACAUCUUCGCGUGCUAUUUGUACCGGAUAUGCGGUUUGCGCUCUCAACAGCACAACCUCUGAAAUCGAACAACUUUGGGAUUCCUUCAUCCUCUUCUGCAGCAGCCAGCAGUACGUCGGCGUCGGGAACGACUUUGUCUACUGCUUUGGUGACAAAAUCUCGCUCUCAUGCAUGUAACAGCUCACCAUCUCAGCGCGGAGGAUCAGCAAUAUCAGCAGUGUCGAAUGGUGUGUCGAUGACAGGAGCUCCUUCUCUGGAGAGUCUGUCCUUGUCGCAUGUAGGCAAAAUGUAUAGUCUCGUUGAGCCGAGCACGCACGUUUCAGCAUCACCUGUCACAAUCACAGGUCCUUCAUCCGUAGUUCCUCCUGGGCCAGUAUCAUCGGCACUCGACGACUCGGGAAUGGGCCAGAUUGACUCGAGCCACUUUGCACCAACUAGCGGUGGAGUUAUGGUGAGCAUGCUUAACAUGAACAUGCGCGAUAUGUAUGGUGGUGAUGGAAUGAACAGUUUGCUGGAUCCGCACCAUCAUCCCGUCCACGCAUCGCCAGUGUCACCUCCCCGGCAAAGGAUGAACAAGAAGGCUCACACAACCUACCAUCACUAUUUUGCUUUUAAAGAGUCGGCCAUGGACCCCGCUCUUGGAAACCCUCGCAAGUUACUAGCGCGGUUGAACGCACUGGGUAUUCCUCCAUUGCCUCCUGAUCUUGGUGCACUGCGGCUGUCUGACGGAUCACCAUACUCGAUUUACAGUCUUGCUUCAAGUCCGUAUUGUUUAUCGGGCAGCGGAAUUGGCAUGAGCAAGGGUACGGCAGGAAAUGGGACACCAGGAUCCGAUAGAGGAGGCACAAGUGCUUCAAAUGUCACAUCAUCGUCGAAUCAGGUUAAUAGUAGCGCGUAUACUCCUAGCGUAGGGACGUUUAACGCUGCGGCUGCUGCCGCCGCAGCGAUCAACGGAGGUGUGGCACCCAGUAGUUUUGGAAGCUCGAACAGUAGUACAACCUCCGGAAGCAACUCGAGUAGUGGAAAUGGUGGUAGCAGCGGUGGCAGCUACCCUAGCUCUUCGUACCGCAACUGGCAGCCGCGCAAAAAUGUUUUAGUGGCAGAAUUGGCGGAGCAUUCGGGGGCCGUAACUCGCGUCAAUGCUGCUCAGGACUACAGCUUUCUUGCAUCCGCUUCGAACGAUGGAACGGUGAAGAUUUGGUCCGUGCGGUCAUUGCAGCAUAGCGUGAAUCAAGGAUCACGCUGUACGUAUGACGGACAGGGUGGAGUAAUUACUGAUAUGAAGGUGCUCACCAACAGUCACUCUGUUGCUUCCGCCUCUAGUGACGGCACAGUUCACGUGUUCCGUGUGGAUAAGGUGAAUUCUGUGGGUGGAAAUGUUCAAGUCAGUGGUCUCAAGGAGCUACGUGCGAACAAUAGUGCUGUCAUGGCAAUCGACUACCUGAACAACGUCACAGAGGCUCUGCUGCUUUAUGCCACUCGGGAUGGCAAAAUUCACGCAUGGGAUUUACGUAUGCGGCAGGAAGCCUGGACUCUCAGCAUUUCUCCCGAGCUUGGUUACGUGACGUGCAUAACACACUCACUUGACGUGAGCUGGUUAGCUGUUGGUACAAGUAGAGGCUUUUUGUGCUUGUGGGAUCUGCGCUUUUUAGUGCUAAUCCGUAUCUGGCGCCAUUCAUCCCACCGCGCCAUUCAUCGACUUCAGCCCUGUUUGGGACUACCAAAUACAUUGCCGUUAGAUGAGACGUCUGUACCAUUGGUGUUUGUGGCAGCAGGUGAUGGAGAAGUUGCUGUGUUUGACCUCAGUAUUGGCGCGUGUCGGGCAGUGUUCAGGACGCUUGAGGUACAGGCGUCUGAGGUUGAGGCUUCCAAAUGUCCGACGCUUCUACACGUGGCGAUUCCACAUCGCAGCCGAAGUGUGUUGGGAAGCUUCUUGGGCAUCUAUGGCAUUGCAACGGCUUUUGACGAGAUUUCAACUUCGCCACUCAGCGAGGAGCCUAGUGUUCGUGCGAUGCUAUGUCCGUCACUACACCUUCGUGGCAUUGGCGAUGCGCUAAUCACGGGCGGCGAAGACCGACAAUUGCGCUACUGGGAUAUUCGCAAUGGCAAACAAUCGUACACAAUUUGUGGUAAUGGAGAAGCCAAAUCAUUUUACGACAACCAAGCACCUCCUCACGACUGGUGGCGCAUGCCCGACUCUGCUUCGCGGCGUUUUAAUGACACUCCAGCAGCACCUUUCUCGACCACAAACAACAUUACGAAGCCUGAGAUGGCUUGGAGCAAGUUAAAUCCACCACUGAUUACGGUUUGCCAGGACUCGUCUGUCUAUUCGACUCCAGCAUCAGGUGCUGGUGGUGUAGAGACUGCUAUCAGCAUGGAACGGAGAGGGCUUGUCCCUCCAUCCCCGGCACACACGGACUGCAUCCUGGACCUAACGCUUGUUGAGCUAGGGAAUAGCCAAAACCCGAGCCCCAUGCUCGUCUCUAGUGGCCGGGAUGCGCUUAUCAAGGUGUGGAAAUAA